Molecule: messenger RNA, 2613 nt
Organism: Mycotypha africana
Lineage: Eukaryota; Fungi; Mucoromycota; Mucoromycetes; Mucorales; Mycotyphaceae
Product: Cullin
Exons: 7
Coding region: 28-2136 (702 amino acids)
Biological process (GO): SCF-dependent proteasomal ubiquitin-dependent protein catabolic process; protein ubiquitination
Cellular component (GO): SCF ubiquitin ligase complex
Molecular function (GO): ubiquitin protein ligase binding
Source: RefSeq, a predicted model, not a curated record
GAACGGUUUGCUAUAGCAGCAGAAUACAUGUCACGCGGCUGUAGUUACCUCGAUAAAGUCAAUAGUAGCUCUUAUUAUGAUAACACGCUUCAUAUGAAUGGUGGCAAAUUCAAGAAGCAGAACGUAGAAGCGCUUGCACUUCAUUUAUGGAAGUUCAAUGUUAUAUUUACUAUUCGUGAUAGAUAUCAGAACAAACUAUUUUAUCAAGUGUUCGAAUGGAUUCGUCAAGCACGCGAUCAAGCGGCCGCUUCCUCGUCCUCCUCUCCACAUACCACUAUAAGAGCGGUCGUAACCUCAUUAGUACAAGUCAACUCAUUUACCGACCAACCACUUCAACUCUACAUCGAAGAAUUCGAACGCCCAUAUCUUGUUCACACCAAACGCUACUACGAAUCUGAAGCAGCACGCGAAAUGGCAUCGGGAGAUAUCUCGCACUUUAUGCAUAAAGCGCACGAUCGUCUUGAACAAGAAAUCACACGCAACUAUCAAUAUUACAUAAUCAUUGAACAAUUUGAGAGAAUGUUAAAAGAGGAGAGAUUUGAAGAUUGCACACUAGUUUAUCAAUUGCUCAAUCGAUUGCCUAACGGAGAUGGUUUGAAGCCCAUCUUAGUCAUUUAUGAAAAUUAUGUUGCCAAAUUGGGUAGAGAAAUUGUGGCACGCAUUGGAAGUGGAGCGUUGAUUUUAAAGAACCCACGAGCGUAUGUAGACCAACUGUUACAGCUCCAUGCGAAGUAUUAUCAAGUAAAUCAGCAAGUAUUUUGCGCAGAACCAUUGUUUACGGCUGCGGUAGAUAAAGCGUUUCGAACAGUCAUCAAUGAGGGUAACAAUAUAAGCAGCAGCGGUACAGGAGAUAUAAAUAGUACGGCAUCAGUUUAUGGUCCUGAAACGUUAGCGCGUUAUUGUGAUUUGAUGUUGAAGAAAAAUGCUGGCAAAAGAGAUAUGUCAACAGCUCAUUUGAAUGAUAAUAAUAGUGGCAAUAAACGUAAUAAAGGUUUGAAAAAACUAAUAAUGGAAGUCAAUGAAGGCGAUCAGGAAGAGAAACUCAUGAAAAUGGUGACGUUAUUCAAAUAUGUGGAUGAUAAAGAUAUUUUCCAAAAGUUUUAUUCUCGUAUGCUGGCGAAACGUUUGAUAUACAAUGCAUCAAGCUCUGAAGAGUUGGAAAUGAACAUGAUUAAUAAAUUGAAAGAAAUUUGUGGCAUUGAAUAUACUAGUAAACUCAACAAAAUGUUUACAGAUAUGUCAUUGAGUAGUGAUUUAAAUGUCAAAUUCAAAACCUAUAUUAAAGAAAAAAACAAAGAAAUACUCGUUUUGACAGCAGGUGCUUGGCCAUUGAACCAAAAGGAAGAUGGAGGGUUAGAUACCAACAAAUUACAGAUGCCUAGAGUGCUUGAAAGCAUGAUCACUUCUUUUGAAUCAUUCUAUGGCAGUCAAUAUAAUGGUCGACGCUUAUUAUGGCAAUGGAAUUUGACGAGAGGAGAAAUCCGCCUCAAUCACUUAGACAAGAAUUACGAGCUCCAAGUCAGUCUGUAUCAAAUGAUCAUUUUAUUAUUAUUCAAUCUUCCAAACAACAAGGAUCAACGUCAUCAUCAACAGCAACAACAAGCACAAGACUCAAUUUCAUUAUCUAUUCAGGAUAUUGUAAAUCAAUCUGGAUUAAGUUUAGCGGAUAUCUUAAAAAGUAUAAGGCCGUUAAUAGAUAUGAACGUGUUGCAGUUAACAGAAGGAGGAGAUCAGCUACCAACGUCAAAAAAGAAUAUACCAAAACUAUCAGAAUCAACUGCGAUCACAGUUAACACAUCAUUUACGAGUAAACGUACAAAGAUUAAAGUGCCUGCAUCCUCAACGGGCACUAAUAAUACUGGGAACAACACUAGCCAAUCAGAAGCCGAGAAAGAAAGUCAAGCGGCCCGUAAACUGGUUGAUGAAGACAGAAGAAUGUAUGUACAGGCUACGAUUGUACGAGUAAUGAAAUCUCGCCAAAAACUAUCACAUUUACAGCUCGUACAAGAGGUUUUGGACCAAGCCAAUACUCGGUUUCAACCCUCUGUAACUAUGAUUAAGAAAUGCAUUGAACAAUUAUUAGAAAAACAAUUUAUAGCUAGAGAGGACAGAGAUACCUACGUUUAUGUUGCUUGAGAUAUUGACUUGCAAUAAAAUCAUUGAUAACUAAGGGGCUGGUUCUGCAGCAUUUAUAAAACAUACAAUGUGUAUGUUUACUCUUCCAAAAAAGAAAAAAAAAAUGCCGGAUCAAAAUAGGGGAAAGCGACAGAGCAAGUUUCAAGCUUAAAACUUUAUGUUAUUACUCCUCUUUUCAGUCUACUAAUGAGAGUGUCACAUUUCAGUCUAACGAUUUUAAAGUUUAAACGUCUAUUGUUGAAUAACGUUCCCAUACGAUAUACAGCGUUCAUUGUGCCAUUGGCAAGAAGCAUUUAAGCCACAAUUGUAGGUCGUGCAAAUGAUUAGAUAUUUGUUUUGAGGCAUUUUAUUAUAUCUCAUUUUGUGUAAUGGUCAAGCCAAGAUUAACAGAUUUAACUCUAAAUAAGGCUCAAUUAUUUGAAUUUGUACCGUUAAAAUGAAAUUGGAUAUAUAAAAAAGAAAAGCUUUAUUAAAUAA